Molecule: messenger RNA, 1741 nt
Organism: Beta vulgaris subsp. vulgaris (sugar beet)
Lineage: Eukaryota; Viridiplantae; Streptophyta; Magnoliopsida; Caryophyllales; Amaranthaceae
Product: protein DETOXIFICATION 16
Exons: 8
Coding region: 173-1741 (522 amino acids)
Biological process (GO): xenobiotic detoxification by transmembrane export across the plasma membrane
Cellular component (GO): membrane
Molecular function (GO): xenobiotic transmembrane transporter activity; antiporter activity
Source: RefSeq, a predicted model, not a curated record
GCAAAAUGCUGAUACCAUGCCCUCCGGCAUACACGUUCUAUCAAAAAGUUAUGCAUGUUCGUUCCUUGUUUUUUUCUUUUCUUUACGGGAAUGCAUGUUUAUUUUUAUGUAGAUCUACACUCUAAGAUUACUAAAUUAUGCAUGAACUAACACCUGGGAUUCUUAGAAAGGAAUGGGAAAUGCACUGGACACAUUUUGUGGUCAAUCUUAUGGAGCAAAGCAGUACCACAUGUUAGGCAUACACAAGCAAAGAGCAAUGGUAGUUCUCCUCUGCAUCAGCAUUCCCCUUGCAUUUAUAUGGGCAAACACAGGUCAAAUUCUUGCAAUAUUAGGACAAGAUCCGAAAAUCUCAGUAAAAGCAGGAAUCUAUGCUCAUUACAUGAUUCCUAGCAUAUUUGCAUAUGGUCUCCUUCAAUCUCACAUUGGAUUUCUUCAAGCUCAAAACAAUGUUCUUCCUAUGAUGCUUACUACUGGAUUUACAACUCUACUCCAUGUACUUGUGUGUUGGUUGAUGGUGUUUAAGUCUGGUUUAGGCUACAAAGGCGCGGCGUUAUCAAAUGCUAUAUCCUAUUGGAUUAAUCUAUUGCUGCUAGCUAUUUAUGUGAGGGUGUCUCCUACUUGUAAAGAGACAUGGACUGGUUUCUCGAAGGAGGCUUUUCGUGAUAUUCCUGAGUUUCUUAGACUUGCUGUACCUUCUGCACUUAUGUAUUGCUUGGAAGCAUGGACAUUUGAGAUGAUGGUUCUGUUUGCUGGUUUCCUUCCAAAUCCAAAACUGGAAACCUCCGUUCUCUCGAUCAGUCUCAACACAUGUACAGCAUUAUUCAUGCUACCAUCCGGAAUAGGUGGAGCACUAAGCACAAGAGUUUCCAAUGAACUAGGGGCCGGACAACCACAUUCAGCUCGAUUAGCUGUAUGGGUAUCAACAUUUAUGGUGGGAAUAGAAGGAAUCUCAGCUGCAUCUUUGCUAAUUUUGGGGCGCAAUUUAUGGGGAUAUUGCUAUAGUACAGAAGAAGAGGUAGUCAAAUAUGUUGCACAAAUGAUGAUUCUUCUUGCAGUGUUGCAUAUUCUUGAUGGCUUUCAAGCUGUGUUUUCAGGGACGGCUAGAGGAUGUGGUUGGCAAAAAAUUGGAGCUUUUAUCAAUUUGGGAGCUUAUUACCUAGUAGGCAUUCCUUGUGCCUUGUUGCUAGCAUUUGUAUAUCACUUUGGAGGCAAGGGAUUAUGGACAGGAAUUAUAAUGGCCUUGCUCGUCCAAGCGUUACUUCUCCUAAUUAUAACAUUACGUACCAAUUGGGACAAAGAGGUAAGGGUUUCUAUUAGAGAUGACAAUGGGUCUGGGUCUGAAAAAUCUAGAUCCAACAGAUCUGGAACGGGCGAAAAAGGCCAAAGACAAGCUAAACAGUCUAAUGGUCCAUUAAUUGGGUCAAGCAUCUUUUUGAAAUGGCAAGGCGAUAUCCUUUCUGAUUUAUUAAAUAGAAAAUUCCUCUUACGAGUUGAUUGUCAAGCUGCUAAAGCUGUUUUAAAAAAGGAUGUCCAAAACAUUGCUGCAAAACACAUUUUUGCCAGAUGGCAGUCUAUUUUAAGCAUUUUUGAAUUUGAGAUUGAGCAUAUAAAAGGAGAAGAGAAUUCUAUCCCUGACUUCUUAACCCUUGAAUUUCUUACAGAAAUGCCAAAAAAGACAAAAGAUAAGGAGAAGUCCCGACCUCCUCCUGAGAAAACCAUAUGCACCACACAAAACCAAUAA